GAGACUCACAGGUUUCUUAAAGAUUAUAUAGUCACUAAACUACAGUCGCCGCUUGCACCCCCAUCCCGGAUGCCCAUCCAUUUGCUUCCUCAGCAUGGUGUUGCACUACUCUGUAUGACUUUGGCUCUGAAGAUACUCUUCCCAUCAGCCCUCCGUGCUUUCAGCCGAAAAGAACCCUGCCUAUUCCGAAAACAUUAUCAGCCUGACAUAAGACAAUUCAGUCAGUGGUCAGAAACCGAUCUGCUUCAGGGGCAUUGCCUCCUCCAGAGAAGAAAGCCUGUUCUGUCAUUCCAGGGAGGCAACCUAAGGUCGUGGGUCUCCUGCCUUGUUUUCUUGCCAGGGUCGCAUGUGGGACUGUGCGGUGGUCCCGGUAAGAUGGCUGAGCAGCGCUUCUGUGUGGACUAUGCCAAACGUGGCACAGCUGGCUGCAAAAAAUGCAAGGAAAAAAUUGUGAAGGGCAUAUGCCGAAUUGGCAAAGUGGUACCCAACCCCUUCUCAGAGUCUGGGGGUGAUAUGAAGGAGUGGUACCACAUUAAGUGCAUGUUUGAGAAACUGGAACGCGCCCGGGCCACCACAAAGAAAAUUGAGGACCUCACAGAACUGGAAGGCUGGGAGGAGCUGGAAGAUAAUGAGAAGGAACAGAUAAGUCAGCACAUUGCAGAUCUGUCUUCUAAAUCAGCGAGCACACCAAAGAAGAAAGCUGUUGUCCAAGCUAAGUUGACAGCCACUGGCCAGGUGACAUCUCCAGCAAAAGGCACUUCAUUUGUCACCAACACCAAUCCCCGGAAGUUUUCUGGCUUUUCAGCCAAACCCAACAACUCUGGGGAAGUCCACUCAAGCCCUACCCCUAAGACAAGUCUGUCCUCAAGCAAGUGUGACCCCAAGCACAAGGAUUGUCUGCUGCGAGUGUUUCGGAAGUUGUGUGCCAGCGUGGCUGAAAAUCCUAGCUACAACACAAAGACGCAGAUCAUCCAAGACUUCCUACGGAAAGGUUCAGCAGGAGAUGGUUUUCAUGGUGAUGUGUACCUAACAGUGAAGCUGCUGCUGCCAGGUGUUAUUAAGAGUGUUUACAACUUGAAUGAUAAGCAGAUUGUGAAGCUUUUCAGCCGAAUUUUUAACUGCAACCCAGAUGAUAUGGCACGAGACCUAGAGCAGGGUGAUGUGUCAGAGACAAUCAGAGUCUUCUUUGAGCAGAGCAAGUCUUUCCCCCCAGCUGCCAAGAGCCUUCUUACCAUUCAGGAGGUGGAUGAAUUCCUUCUGAAGCUCUCCAAGCUCACCAAAGAGGAUGAGCAGCAACAGGCCCUGCAGGACAUCGCCUCCAGGUGUACAGCCAAUGAUCUCAAGUGCAUCAUCAGGUUGAUCAAACAUGAUCUGAAGAUGAACUCAGGUGCAAAACAUGUGUUAGAUGCCCUUGACCCCAAUGCCUAUGAAGCCUUCAAAGCCUCACGCAACUUGCAGGAUGUGGUGGAGCGGGUCCUUCACAACGAGCAGGAGAAGGAGCCAGGCCGGAGGCGAACUCUGAGUGUUCAGGCCUCGCUGAUGACUCCCGUGCAGCCCAUGCUGGCUGAGGCCUGCAAAUCCAUUGAGUAUGCAAUGAAGAAAUGUCCCAAUGGCAUGUUCUCUGAAAUCAAGUACGAUGGGGAGCGAGUCCAGGUGCAUAAGAACGGGGACCACUUCAGCUACUUCAGCCGCAGUCUCAAGCCUGUCCUGCCUCACAAGGUGGCCCACUUUAAGGACUAUAUCCCCCAGGCUUUCCCUGGGGGUCAGAGCAUGAUUCUGGACUCGGAGGUGCUCCUGAUUGACAACAAGACAGGCAAACCAUUGCCCUUUGGAACUCUGGGAGUACACAAGAAAGCUGCCUUCCUGGAUGCUAAUGUCUGCCUGUUUGUUUUUGACUGUAUUUACUUCAAUGAUGUCAGCUUGAUGGACAGGCCCCUGUGUGAGCGACGAAAGUUUCUUCAUGACAACAUGGUUGAAAUUCCUAACCGGAUCAUGUUCUCAGAAAUGAAGCAAGUCACGAAAGGUUCAGAUUUGGCUGACAUGAUAAACCGGGUGAUCCGGGAGGGAUUGGAAGGGCUGGUGCUGAAGGACGUGAAGGGUACUUAUGAGCCUGGGAAGCGGCACUGGCUGAAAGUGAAGAAAGACUAUUUGAAUGAAGGGGCCAUGGCUGACACAGCUGACCUGGUGGUCCUUGGGGCCUUCUAUGGACAAGGAAGCAAAGGCGGCAUGAUGUCCAUCUUCCUCAUGGGUUGCUAUGAUCCAAGCAGCCAGAAGUGGUGCACAGUCACCAAGUGUGCUGGAGGCCAUGAUGAUGCGACACUUGCCCGCCUGCAGAAGGAACUGGACAUGGUGAAGAUCAGCAAGGAUCCCAGCAAGAUACCCAGCUGGCUGAAAAUCAACAAGAUCUACUAUCCUGACUUCAUCGUCCCAGACCCAAAGAAAGCUGCUGUGUGGGAGAUCACAGGGGCUGAAUUCUCUAAAUCCGAGGCUCACACCGCUGAUGGGAUUUCCAUCCGAUUCCCUCGCUGCACCCGAAUCCGUGAUGAUAAGGACUGGAAAUCUGCCACCAACCUCCCCCAACUCAAGGAACUGUACCAGCUGUCCAAGGAAAGGGCAGACUUCACUGUAGUGGCUGGAGAUGAGGGGAGUUCCACUACAGGGAGCAGCAGUGGAGAGAAUGAGGGUACCUCAGGGACUACUGUGUCUCGCAAGGCCUCUGGAACCUCCCCCACUGCCAAGAAGGCAGGAGGGAAGCUGACCAGCCCCAGCAGCAAAGGCAGCAACAAACUGACUGCAAAGCCUUCCUCUGUGAAAGUGGGAGAGAAGCAGGCUAUGAAGUCUCCUGUGAAAGUAGGGCAGAAGCGGAAGGCUCCUGAUGAGACUCCUUGCCAGACAAAGAGGCGGCCGGCCAGUGAGCAGAGAGGAAGGAGAGCUGUGCCAGCAGGCAGGAGAUAAACAGCCCCGCCUAGCAAGACAGCCACAGGACCUAUGUGGUUCCUGGUCCUAAGUCUCAAUUUACAUUAAAGGGGAGAAAUCCCAGUCUGGGUAUGGGCGUGUGGCAGCGUGAGUUUAUGUUCAGGGUGGGACCGAGGACAGCCAGCAAGGAGGGGGAGAGGGCACUGGCUUGGUGACUGUCCACCCCUCUGACUACCUCUGACUACCCUUUCCCUUUCAUACUUCCUUGACAGUUACUGGUUCAUCGUAGCUAGGGAGCACCUCCUGAGGCCAGGAAGUAAGUUUAGUACUGACUCAGUCCUGGAGGGCUGAGGCCCAAAGGGCAGAUGCAAAGUAAAUGUUUGAUCACUAUAUAGUGGGAUUGUCCCCACCUGCUGGCAGCUCAGGCCCUGAAUCCAGACCCCAGCUGACCUGUACGACCUUGUCCCUCUCUUCCCUCCCUGAAGCCCUUGAGCCCAUCUACAGUGACAGCAGGGCUUCUGGCCCCCAGGGUAUGCCCCCAAGAUGGCCUCCAUCGUGCAACAUCACUGUAUCUGAGAGUCAGUGGCCUGGCCUUCUGGUCACUGCAUGGUUCUUGUAGACUCGUCCCUUCCUUAGGUCCCCAGUUUUGUUCCUCCUCCCACCAGGGAUAGAGUCAGUCAGUCUGUGUAAUGCCUAGUGACUAGAAAUGGGAGAUUUUGAUGUCUUUUUCUCUGCUCCUGUCCAUACCACUAGGCUCCAUCUCUGGCUCUUGUUCUAAUCUCCUUACUACCUCUGGCCUGUGCUCAACUGGGUGGAGACCUGCCUG
Messenger RNA from Talpa occidentalis (Iberian mole), 3742 nucleotides. It is a transcript of the gene LIG3, whose product is annotated as DNA ligase 3. The transcript is spliced from 20 exons. The record is from RefSeq and is a predicted model, not a curated record. Lineage: Eukaryota; Metazoa; Chordata; Mammalia; Eulipotyphla; Talpidae. Gene Ontology annotation, molecular function: ATP binding; zinc ion binding; DNA ligase (ATP) activity. Bases 70 to 2955 code for a protein of 961 amino acids. Gene Ontology annotation, cellular component: DNA ligase III-XRCC1 complex. Gene Ontology annotation, biological process: DNA recombination; DNA biosynthetic process; lagging strand elongation.